GCUCGGCAGGAUGCGGGAGGGAGGACCGGGCUUCGGGAGGAUGCGGCGCCGGGGUAUGGGACAAAGGCCCAGGAGGCGCGAGCCGGGCCUUUGUGGGCGCCGGCGGGCCGAGGGCCGGGCACCCCGGCUCUGUCCGCCUGCCGCCACCAGCCAUCCCACAGUACCCCUGAACGAGACAGGUCGGGCACUUCGUCCCCAUUGGCUGGACCCAGCCACCCUUCUGCUUCCUCCCGACCCAUUCCCAGUGCGCUACCUGCCCAGCGCCUUACGGCAUUUGAAUUUGUUUCGGGCUGGCAGUGAACGUGAGAAAUUUCCUCCCCUUACCAUCACUCCUGCACUUCCGAGUGACAGGCUUGUUUUGCGCGAGAAGUGAGUCGCCGGCUUCCCCCAGUGGCAGAGCCAGGACUGGAACCCAGGUCUUUGGUUUUCUGUGCCCUUUCCUCAAGACAGCAGCCCUCUCCCCGCCAUAGGAGAGCUGAUGUUUUCCCUUUCCGAAGCAGCUUUCUCUAGAAAUCUGGAAAUUGUUUCCUUGAUAGGAGGGGGAGGAAUUGGGUGGGAAGGCUUGAGGUGGAGAAAAGUUGUCACAUGCACGCAGGGAGGUUAGAGCAGGUGCUCUGGAGCCCGCGGUGCUUGGAAUCCUGGUGCCACCCUCCCUGGCUGUGUGGACUGGGGCAAGUUGCUCCCACUCUGCCCUCAGUGUCCUGAUCUAUAAAAUGGGGUGCUGACAGUGCCAACUGUGCUGUGGGACUCGAUGAUGUAUUGAUAGGUAGUGCCUGGCACGCGGUGAGGCUCAGGGAGUUGCUGCUACUGCUGAUGGAGUCCUAGGACCUUUUCCUCUGAGCCAGGGAAAGAGCUGGGCCUGGACCAGGACCCAGCCCUUCUCUCUGGUCCUCUCUACUCCUAGCUCCUGACUUCCUUCCUGAGGGCACAUGGCAUCAUUCUCAGGUGGUGUAAAGGUUUCAGAGCUGCUGAUUCUGAGGGGUGCAAAGCAGAAGGGCCUUCCUCCUGGCUCCCAUUUUCUUCUCUCAGAUUUGGCUUCUGGAGACUUCUCCCAUCCUAAGGGGAAACUGCCCAGAAAGAGGACAUGGCUACUGAACAGAGGGAAACAAGGUCUCAGCUGUCAGUGACGUUUGAAGAUGUGGCUGUGCUCUUUACGCGGGAUGAGUGGAGAAAGCUGGCUCCUUCACAGAGAAACUUGUACCAAGAUGUGAUGCUGGAGAACUAUAGCAACUUGGUGUCAUUGGGACUCCUAUUUUCCAAACCUGAGGUGAUCUCCCUGUUGCAGCAAGGAGAAGAUCCCUGGAAGGUAGAGAAAGAAAGCCCUGGAGGCUCCUCUGUAGGAUGUAAGAGCAGUCCUAAAACCACAAAGUCAACUCAAACUCAAGACUCAUCAUUUUGGGGGCCAGUAAGGAAAAGACUCAAAAAAAAUGAACCCUGGAACUUCAUAUCAGAAAAAUCCUGCUUAUAUGAAGACAGAAUAAAGAAACAGAAGGACAAAAAUGAAAGUUUACAAAUAAUUUCAGUCACCCAUACAAAGAUCCUCACUGUAGAAAGAAGCCAUAAAAAUAAUGACUUUGGCCAGAAUUUCAGCCUGAAAUCAGUGUUUGUUAAGCAACAAAAGACUGCUAGAGAAAAAACACCCUCAAAAUAUGAAAUACAAAGAAAUAGCUUCAGGCAGGAUUCAAAUUUACUUAACCAACCAAAAAUCAAGACAGCAGAAAAACGCUAUAAAUGUAACAUUUGUGAAAAAGCCUUCAUUCACAAUUCAUCCCUUCGUAAACAUCAGAAAAACCAUACUGGAGAGAAAUUAUUUAAAUGUAAAGAAUGUUUGAAAGCCUUCAGCCAAAGUUCAGCUCUUAUUCAACAUCAAAGAACUCAUACUGGAGAGAAACCCUAUAUAUGUAAAGAAUGUGGAAAAGCCUUCAGCCAUAGUGCAUCCCUUUGUAAACACCUAAGAACCCAUACUGUGGAAAAAUCCUAUAGAUGUAAAGAAUGUGGUAAAUCCUUCAGCAAAAGGUCUACCCUUUUUAUACAUCAAAAAAUCCACGCUCAAGAAAAUCCCCACAAAUAUAACCCAGGAAGGAAGGCAUCCAGUUGUAGCACAUCCCCUUCUGGAUGUCAGAGAAUUCAUCUCAGAAAGAAGUCCUAUUUAUGUAAUGAAUGUGGCAAUACCUUUAAGUCUAGUUCAUCUCUUCGUUAUCAUCAGAGAAUUCACACAGGAGAGAAACCUUUUAAAUGUAGUGAAUGUGGGAGAGCAUUCAGUCAGAGUGCAUCUCUUAUUCAACAUGAAAGAAUUCACACUGGAGAAAAGCCUUAUAGAUGUAAUGAAUGUGGAAAAGGUUUCACUUCUAUUUCACGACUUAAUAGACACCGAAUAAUUCAUACGGGAGAGAAACUGUAUAAUUGUAAUGAAUGUGGUAAAGCCUUAAGUUCCCACUCGACACUCAUUAUUCAUGAGCGAAUUCAUACUGGAGAGAAACCAUGUAAGUGUAAAGUGUGUGGGAAAGCCUUCAGACAAAGUUCAGCUCUCAUUCAACAUCAGAGAAUGCAUACUGGAGAAAGACCCUAUAAAUGUAAUGAGUGUGGGAAAACAUUCAGGUGUAACUCAUCCCUUAGUAAUCACCAGAGAAUUCAUACAGGAGAGAAACCGUAUCAAUGUCUAGAAUGUGGGAUAUCCUUUGGCCAAAGUGCAGCUCUUAUUCAACAUCAAAGAAUUCAUACAGGAGAAAAACCCUUUGCAUGUAGUACCUGUGGGAAAACUUUUAGGCAGAGCUCAUCACUUAUUGCGCAUCAAAGAAUUCAUACUGGAGAGAAACCCUAUGAAUGUAAUGCAUGUGGGAAACUCUUCAGCCAGAGGUCGUCCCUUACUAACCAUUAUAAAAUUCAUGCAGGAAAGAAAAUCUAUGGAUGUAAUGAGUGUGGGAAAACCUUCAGCCAGAGUUCAUCCCUCCUUAAGCACCAGAGGACUCAUACAGGGGAGAAACCCUAUAACUGUAAUGUAUGUGGGAAGCACUUCAUUGAACGCUCCUCGCUUACCGUACAUCAAAGAAUUCAUACUGGAGAGAAACCUUACAAAUGUAACGAAUGUGGGAAAACCUUCAGUCAGAGCAUGAAUCUUACUGUUCAUCAAAGAACUCAUACUGGAGAGAAACCAUAUCAAUGUAAAGAGUGUGGAAAAGCUUUCCGCAAGAAUUCAUCCCUUAUUCAGCAUGAAAGGAUUCAUACUGGAGAGAAACCGUACAAAUGUAAUGAAUGUGGUAAAGCUUUUACCCAAAGUAUGAAUCUCACAGUGCAUCAAAGAACUCAUACAGGAGAAAAACCCUAUGAAUGUAAUGAAUGUGGAAAAGCCUUCAGUCAAAGUAUGCAUCUUACUGUACAUCAGAGAAGCCAUACUGGAGAAAAACCCUAUGAGUGUAGUGAAUGUGGAAAAGCCUUUAGUAAGAGCUCAGCUCUUACCCUGCAUCAGCGAAAUCAUACUGGAGAAAAACCCUACAAAUGUAACAAAUGUGGGAAAUCCUUUAGCCAAAGUACAUACCUUAUAGAGCAUCAGAGACUUCAUUCUGGAGUAAAACCUUUUGAAUGUAAUCAGUGUGGGAAAGCUUUCAGUAAGAAUUCAUCUCUUACUCAGCAUCGGAGAAUUCAUACUGGAGAGAAACCUUAUGAGUGUAUGAUAUGUGGGAAACAUUUCACUGGGCGAUCAUCCCUUACUGUACAUCAGGUUACUCAUACUGGAGAGAAGCCUUAUGAAUGCAGUGAAUGUGGAAAGGCCUUCAGCCAGAGUGCAUACCUUAUUGAGCAUCAAAGAAUUCAUACUGGUGAGAAGCCCUAUGAAUGCAAUCAGUGUGGAAAAGCCUUCAUUAAGAAUUCAUCCCUUAUAGUGCAUCAGAGAACUCAUACAGGAGAGAAACCCUAUCAGUGUAAUAUGUGGAAAAGCCUUCAGUCGGAGUACAAAUCUUACACGGCAUCAGAGAACUCAUACGUGAGGGAAGCUUCCAUGGGAUCCUUCACCGUGAUGAACUCUUCAGUGAUAAUCAGAUCAGUCAUGUGAUGUAGAAACCUAAUAAACGUAACGAUUGUAGUAAUCUUUUAGUUGAAGUAUAAUAUACCAUAUCAGAAAAUACAGAGCACUGCAGAGAAACCAUAUAAAAGUGGAGAAAUCUUGAUUCAGAAAGUAAAACUUUAUACCAGAAGGUUUAAGUAGCUAAUGUUCUAAGCAAUGAAGAUUCAUGCUGAAGAUAAGUUCUAUUGUAUUAUACUGCAGAUUCUCCUUUGGACAUCAGAGACUUCACACUGGAGAGGAAAUGUGAGAGUGCUUAACUGGAUAGCCCAAAGACCUGGUAUGUAGUCCUGAUCUGCCACUAACUUGGACAAGUCACCUACUUUCACCAGGUCCCAGUGUCCUUAUUUGGUAAAUGAGGGAUUUUAGAUUUAGAAGGCUCCAAGAUCCCUAUAAGAUCUAAAAUGCUACAAACAUAAAUAUGCUUGAUUUUUCACCAUGUUAUAUAUGUUAUCUAGAUGCUCCUAUUCCAUAAUCCGGUUUUCCUGAAUGUUUUGAGUCAAAAUUCUCUACCUCUGCCAACUUCUAUUAUCCCUCCAUGUCCUUCCCCCUCUCCCUGUUAUUUUCUCCUCUGAAAUAUUGGCUGCUUGCUACCAGAUGGUAGAAUAAUUGUGCAAAUCUUAAUGCAAUAGCAUGCUGUUUUAAGUUCUCAAUUAACAGUCAUUAAACUAUUGUUAAAUAAGCUAAUUACUUAGAAAACAAUAUAACAAAUAUAGUCUUUGAGUACACAGGAUUCAAAUACAUCUUUGUGUUGUACUCUAUCAAAGUGGAAAGCAGAAGAGGCUGAACACUAACAGACAUGAAAAUUUGACAUAUUAACAAAAUCUUUGCUACUCACAACAUAUUCAAAACAAUCAUAGAGAAAGAUUUUAUAGAUCUAUAGUUAUGAGAAUAGUUAAGGCAAUUUAUUUUAUACACAUUUAAUAAGUGCUAAAUAGGUGAUAAAUAUGAUUAGGAAAUCAAACUGCAUAAGAUUGUUUUGUUUUCCAAGGGCUGAACCGAGAAACUGGCAGUGGGAUGGGAGAGGAAGGGAAGAAUUCAAGCAAUAAUAAGGCAGAAUCUAGGUAAUGUAAUCAAUUAAAUGUGAGCACUUGAAUUUAUUUGGGUGGAUGGGUGCCAUAAUUAACAUAGAACGUUGACUGACUUUGUGGGGCAAUGAUGAGUUUGGUCUGGGGGUAUUUUAUGAGUCUGUGGGUAUCCAAGUGAAGAUUCCUGAUAGGCAGUAGAAUAAGUAGAAGGGGCAGUGAUAAAGGGUUUUCUGGGAGUACUGUCUUUGAAUGCAGUAAGUGGAAGGCGUCAUCAGUAGAAGCUGAGGGGAAACAACAGGCAAAAGAAAAAUGAAAAACAAAAAUCAGGAGAAGGUGGUGGCAUAGAAAAAAGAAUUUUAGCAUAGGGAUAGGAAUAUUUCAUAUUUUCAAAUGCCACAGAGGAUUAAAGUAAGAUAAAAAUAGAAAAUGGCCUUUGGUUUUGGUUAUUGAUAACCUCUGUAAAUUUCAGUGGGUUGAAGAGUGACUUAAAGGUUGAAAGGACUUAGUAGUUUGAGAAAGGAGAGAUUUAGGAAGAUAACUAGAGAGAGAUUGUGGUUGAGAGAGGGUGUAUAUAUCAGAAGAGCUUUUGGCUACAAAUAAUAGAAAGCCCAGAUAACAAUGGCUUACAAGCAAAUAGGGAUUUGUUUUUCUCCCAUAACAAAUCUGGAGGUGGUUGGCAUUGGUUCACACAAAAUAAUUCAAUGCUUUGAGUUUCAUGACUUUUUCAUCAUGUCACAUGACAGCUCCUAUAGCUUCAGGUAAAAUAUCUGCAUUCAGAGCAGGAAGAAAGGGGGUGUGUAGCACCAGCAACAUCUCUGCCUUUUAUCAGAAAAGGUUUUCCCAGAAGCCCCUCAGCAGACUUCUGCCUAAACCUCACUGACCACAGCUGUGUUGCAUGGAGGCUAGGAGCAAAGGAGGCUGAAAAAAAUAAGUACUUAGCUCUUCCAGCCUCUAUAGAGGAGGUAGGCAAGGAAAAGGGGGGAUUGAGAAAGGUGUUGAUUUAGCCAACGAAUAAUCUGCCAAGAGCAUUUGUAUGAUUUAAGGUAGAAGAACUGAGCAUGUUUAUCACUGCAUGGGAGAGUCUGAAGGUGCAGAAAGGAGGGGAUGUGCAGCUCAAAGUGGGAAAAUAAGAUUUGGGGCACAGGUGGAGGCUGCAGGGAUCUUUUUUCAACAGGAGGAAGGAAACUUUCCACUGGGAGAGGUGGGAAUCAAGAAACGAUGGGUACAGAAGAUAUCUGUGGGUGGCAAUGGAGGAGGUUCCCCAUGGACUCUGAGUGUUUGGAAUUUGAGCAGUUUGGUUUCUUUGGGCUACAGGACCUCUAUGGGUUUAGAAAAGGCAAGGACUAAGGAGGAAUGAAACACUGAAUUAAUUGUAACCUCAGAAACUUAAGAUUUUAAAUAAUGUCUCUCCCUUGCAUCCAGCUUCUUCCUUUCUCUUCAUGUAUAUUCUUGUUCCCCACCUGAUCUCGAGACAGAAAUGGAGGGGAAGAAGGAGGCAGAGAGAUGGGUAGAAAACAGAUGGAAGAUUAUAAAGACAGUAGCAAAAUUAAAGGCUCAAAAGAAGGCAGAAGACAAGGGGGAUAGGAAGAAUAAAAUGUAUUGAAGCCUAAGAUGGAUGCAAUAACCCCAAACUGGUAAAAUAUUAACACUUAGAGGGAGCAGCAGGAGAAAUGGGUCAGAUAAAUGGGUCAGUAGAAGGUUUCACUACUUUUUCAGGAGUUUUGGAAGCUUUGGGCCCUUGUAUGUCAGUGCUCAGCCAUUCUGGGCAACAAGUCAGGAGGAAACUUCUGCACCUUUCCUCUAUCAGCAGGAGCAGGACUCCUGGUCCCACUUACUAGACAUGAGACCUUGGGCAAGGCACUUAAUAUAUCACUGUCUCAGUUUUCUUAUUUGUUAACAGUGCAAACCUCAUAGCUUUGGAUUACAUUCAAUACUAAUGUAAAGUGCUUAUGAAAGUGCCCAACACAUAUUUAGUGCUCAAUAAAUAUUUUAUUAUUAUUAUCCUUAUAUAUCUGAAAACAGAACAAUAUCCAAACUCCUUAGCAUGGCAUCCACAACCCUUAAUUAUCUUAGGCUCUCAAAGCAAAUGCCUUGUAGGAAGG
Molecule: messenger RNA, 7187 nt
Organism: Globicephala melas (long-finned pilot whale)
Lineage: Eukaryota; Metazoa; Chordata; Mammalia; Artiodactyla; Delphinidae
Product: zinc finger protein 354B
Biological process (GO): regulation of transcription by RNA polymerase II
Cellular component (GO): nucleus
Molecular function (GO): DNA-binding transcription factor activity, RNA polymerase II-specific; RNA polymerase II transcription regulatory region sequence-specific DNA binding
Source: RefSeq, a predicted model, not a curated record